AUUCCUUUUCCCUUGAAACCAAACAGAGGAAGUUAAAAGGGUGUCGUGAUGGUUUCGCACUUCACGCUCUCUUUUGCCCUCACUCUCGUCUUAUUCGGUAUCAUGUCCGGAAUGUCGACGGCGAAGGGGGUGGUGAAUGUGCAGGCCACGGAGAAGGAGGUGGCCGAGGCCGUGGCAGAAUACGUCGCUAAUCUAUCGAGUAAAUUUGCCCAAGAGAGAGGCAUUUUCACAGUUGUUGUGGGUGCAGGUAGUGUAAUACACACACUUAGGAAAUUGGUUGAAGAGCCUUACAGUAAAUCAGUAGAUUGGUCGAAAUGGCAGGUGUUUUGGGUGGAUGAGAGAAUGGUUCCACUGACUGAUAAAGAAAGCAAUUACAAACUUGCCUAUGAUGGUUUUCUCUCCAAAGUACCCAUUCCCCCUACUAACAUCCACGCCGUCAAUGUCACACUACCGGCGCCCGCCGCAGCAGAAGCCUAUCAAACCCUCAUCAAAACCCUAGUCGACAACAAAACCAUAGACUCCUCCAGUUCCAGUGGGUCCCCGAGAUUCGACCUCAUGUUACUCAGCAUGGGCCCCGACGGCCACGUGGCGUCUCUAUUCCCAGGCCACCCUCUCCUCAAGGAAAAGCAGCGGUGGGUCGCCGCCGUCGAGGACGCGCCAUUCCUGCCCAGGGAGAGGGUCACCUUCACAUUUCCGGUGAUCAACUCCGCAGCGAAUUUCGCGUUUAUGAUAACCGCCAGCGAUUUGCCGGAGUGGGUUAAGGCGAUGCUGGCUGAUAAGGUGGAGAAGGCGGUGAACGGCCGCGGCUGUGGUGAGGGGGAGGGUUUGUUGCUGCCGGUUGAGAUGGUGAAACCGAGAGGGGAGAUGAGGUGGUUUUUGGACAAGUCAACUGCUGCGAAGAUUGAGGGCUGAGAGUAAUUAUUUGGAUGGAAAUAAAUUUCGGAUUUUAAUUUUCACGCUCUUUUUUUACUGAUAUCGCUCAACUUUAUUCAUGAAGUCACAUUAAAAAUGGAGCGCGAACAUCAAUUGCCACGAGCAUUUCU
Messenger RNA from Rhododendron vialii, 1043 nucleotides. RefSeq names its product probable 6-phosphogluconolactonase 4, chloroplastic. Gene Ontology annotation, biological process: pentose-phosphate shunt; carbohydrate metabolic process. The coding region runs from base 49 to 912 and encodes 287 amino acids. Gene Ontology annotation, molecular function: 6-phosphogluconolactonase activity. The transcript is spliced from 3 exons. NCBI's taxonomy places the organism in Eukaryota, Viridiplantae, Streptophyta, Magnoliopsida, Ericales, Ericaceae. The record is from RefSeq and is a predicted model, not a curated record.